Messenger RNA from Drosophila eugracilis, 1489 nucleotides. RefSeq names its product probable proline--tRNA ligase, mitochondrial (gene ProRS-m). Gene Ontology annotation, molecular function: ATP binding; proline-tRNA ligase activity. The transcript is spliced from 4 exons. Gene Ontology annotation, cellular component: mitochondrion; cytoplasm. The record is from RefSeq and is a predicted model, not a curated record. The coding region runs from base 69 to 1457 and encodes 462 amino acids. Lineage: Eukaryota; Metazoa; Arthropoda; Insecta; Diptera; Drosophilidae. Gene Ontology annotation, biological process: prolyl-tRNA aminoacylation.
UUGUUGUUUUGCAUUUAUUCACCGGCAAUUUUAUGAAAUAAAAAGGAGUUAACUAAAUAAAAUAAAUCAUGAAUAAAGCCUCGCGACUUUUCUGUCCGGCUCUUAUUACACCGAAGAAUGCGGUGGUCAAGCAAACGGAGCAACUGUCACGCAGUCAAAAGCUCCUGACAGAUCUUGGAUUGAUUAAAUCAGGCAGCAAUGGCACUUACCAAAUAAUGCCCAUGGCCCAACGAUCGGUGGACAAGUUUAUCAACCUGGUGCAAAGCAACAUGCAGCUGGCUGGAGGACAGAAGAUCGCCCUGCCAGUCCUGACGCCCACAGGUCUUUGGAAGAAGACGGGACGACUCGAAGGAGACAUCUCAGAGUUCUACAUGGUUCGGGAUCGUAGUGGCAAGCAAUUUCUCAUGAGUCCAACCCACGAGGAGGCAGUAACUGCUAUGCUGGCCACCACCUCACCGAUUUCUUAUCGCCAGCUGCCCUUGAGGCUGUACCAAAUAGGUCCCAAGUUCCGGGAUGAGCUAAAGACUCGUUUCGGCUUGAUGAGAGCCAAGGAGUUCCUGAUGAAGGACAUGUACUCCUUUGAUGUAUCCGAAGAAACAGCUAGGGAAACCUAUUCCGUAGUUAGUGCGGCCUAUGAUAGGUUGUUUAAACAACUGGACGUUCCUUUUGUUAAGGUAAAUGCGGCAACUGGCAUGAUGGGUGGCAGUGUAUCCCAUGAAUACCACUACGUCUCGCCUGUGGGCGAGGACACCCUCUUGCAGUGCAGCUCCUGCGGCUUUGCUGGCAACUCUGAAGUCCUGGAGACCGAUCCACAAUCCACCGCUUGCUGUCCAAGCUGUAAAAGCUCCGAUUUAAAAGAAGUUCGAGGGGUUGAGGUGGCCCACACCUUCUUGUUGGGAGACAGGUACUCUAAGCCUUUGGGAGCAACCUUCCUCAACACCUCCGGCAAACCACAAUCGCUAGUAAUGGGCUGCUAUGGCAUUGGCAUCACCAGAGUCAUUGCUGCAGCUUUGGAGGUACUUUCCUCCGACCAAGAACUACAUUGGCCGAGGCUCCUGGCACCUUACGAUGUUUGUUUAAUAGGACCCAAGCAAGGCAGCAAAGAACAGCCGGCUGCAGAGGUGAUAGAAAACGAACUGCUUCAAACUAUAGGAGAUAUUUGUGGUCACGAAGAGCUUCUGCAUGACGAUCGCAAGGACCUGACAAUAGGCAAACGUUUGCUAGAAGGCAAACGCCUGGGACAUCCGCUCACCAUUGUAGUAGGAGCCAAGUCAGUACAGCAGGAUUCCCCCAGGCUAGAAGUACACCUCAGUAAUGGUGAAAAACUUGAGUUGGAUCUAAGUGAAGCCCUGAAUCUUGUGGCGGAACAUAACCAUCAUAAGAAGGUUCUUUUAAAUGGAAGAUUUAUCCGGGAAAAUGAUGAAAGUAUAAGUCGAUCAGUUGGCCAUCAGCUUUAGCUUUAUGGAAUAAAGUUAACAAUAACACACAA